UGGUACAAUGGGGCUAAUAGGGAGUGAGAUAGGGAGUGAACAGGCUCUCCAUAGACAGGCUCUGGCUGUGCAGACAGGUAGGGAAUCUGCUGCGGGACGUAAACAUAUACUGUCUAUGAGUGUUCCCUUGUACUCUGUCCUGUGUGAUCUACCUACCUAGCUGGUUAGGUUUUCUACAUGAUAAACUGCACGGCGCUUGAGUAACCACCACAAAUCUUCGUUGCAACAUAUCCGCCACAAGGUCAGACAUGAGGCUCUGCUUCCUUAUUCUGCUCUGCCUGGCAGCAGCCCUGUCAUCCUUUGUGAUUUCACCUCCACACAUGUGGACCAAACUGAUCCUGACCCACCACUGGCCCAGCACCUUCUGUAGUAUGGAACACCCAGCAUGUCAUCCCAACAUUAGCUACUGGACACUACAUGGACUCUGGCCAGAUAAAGGGAUUGACUGCAAUUCAUCGUGGCAUUUCAACUCUUCUCAAAUAGAGGACCUGCUUCCAGACAUGAAGACAAGUUGGCCUGACUUGCUUAACCCCUUGUCUGCUUCUUUCUGGAAGUAUGAGUGGCACAAACAUGGUACAUGUGCAGCCAAAGCACCUUCUCUGAAUAGUCAACAUAAAUACUUCAGCAAGGCACUGGAACUAUACCAUAAAGUGGAUUUGGACAGCAUCCUGAAGAAGUUUGACAUCACCCCUUCAGAAAAAUACUACAAGCUUUCACAAAUUGAAGGAGUCAUAGAGAACUUCUACAGCAUCAAACCUAAGAUCCAAUGUGUCCAACCAUCAAAGAAUGCUGAUUUCCAGAUUUUGGGGCAAAUUGAGAUCUGUUUCAACCCCGACUUCACCCUCCUGGACUGUGAGAAACAGUUUACAAUGGAGACAACAUCUAAGGGAGACUGGCACAAUCCCGUUGCGGUUGACAAGGCAUCUGGGUUCAGUGUGUGUGACCAUGAUGUGCCAGUUUACUACCCACCUCUUCCAUAAAACACAUACAUGUGCAAACUGAAACGCAGCAG
Messenger RNA from Perca flavescens (yellow perch), 1012 nucleotides. It is a transcript of the gene rnaset2, whose product is annotated as ribonuclease T2. Gene Ontology annotation, cellular component: extracellular region. Gene Ontology annotation, molecular function: ribonuclease T2 activity; RNA binding. NCBI's taxonomy places the organism in Eukaryota, Metazoa, Chordata, Actinopteri, Perciformes, Percidae. The record is from RefSeq and is a predicted model, not a curated record. The transcript is spliced from 10 exons. Bases 249 to 980 code for a protein of 243 amino acids. Gene Ontology annotation, biological process: RNA catabolic process.